Messenger RNA from Hippocampus comes (tiger tail seahorse), 3427 nucleotides. RefSeq names its product phosphodiesterase 6A, cGMP-specific, rod, alpha (gene pde6a). Lineage: Eukaryota; Metazoa; Chordata; Actinopteri; Syngnathiformes; Syngnathidae. Gene Ontology annotation, biological process: signal transduction. The record is from RefSeq and is a predicted model, not a curated record. Gene Ontology annotation, molecular function: 3',5'-cyclic-nucleotide phosphodiesterase activity; protein binding. The transcript has 24 exons. The coding region runs from base 295 to 2859 and encodes 854 amino acids.
GUGUGUGUGUAAAAAUGAAUGCAUGCUGGCUUUCAUGUCAAUAUUCCAACAGGAAUAUGAGAGAACAAUGCCCAUGCUGCAAUAAAAAAGGGAGGAUUCCCAGGUGGUGGCCCUCAACUGUGGAAAACAUCGUAAUCUCAGCCUUGCAUUUGUGUGCAGGUUUACGCGCACGUGAUUAUUUAAAGGCACCCUUGCAAUAAUCCUCUUUGCUCUCUCAUCCACCUGCAGACUGUGUGAUAAAACAGAGGAAUUAGACACUGUGCUGCUGGAGACAAUACGGACACUUCAUUAGUCAUGGUGGAUGCCGCCACGGCCACGCAGUUCCUGGACGCCAACCCCCAUUUUGCCAAGCACUAUUACGAUGUCAACUUCCGACCCAAGGUGGUGUCGGAUUUGCUGGAUAAUGGCCGCGCCACGGCGGUCGACGUGAGCCGCUAUCACCGGCUCACUGCAGUGGAAGAGAGCGAGAUCCUCUUCGACCUAGUGCGAGACAUCCAGGACAACCUGCAGAUGGAAAAGUCCCUCUUCAAUCUCAUGAGGCACCUCAGCUUCAUGUUGAGGGCCGACUGCAUGAGCCUCUUCAUGUACCGACAAAGGAACGGCGUGGCUGAGCUUGCCACUAGAUUGUUUAACGUGCAUAAAGAUUCCGUGUUUGACGACUGCCUGGUACAGCCUGAUAGUGAAAUUGUGUACCCGCUGGAUUUGGGCAUCGUGGGCCAUGUGGCCUCCACCAAGAAGAUGGUCAACGUGCCUGACGUGUCCCAGAAUCCUCACUUCAGCAACUUUGUGGAUGAGCUGACCGAGUACACCACCAGGAACGUGCUCGCUGUGCCCAUAAUGAACGGCAAGGACAUGGUGGCCGUCAUGAUGGCCGUCAACAAGAUGGACGACGCUCCGCACUUCACCACCACGGACGAGGAGACUCUGAACAAGUACUUGAACUUUGCCAACCUGGUGCUGAGGGUUUUCCACCUGAGCUACCUGCACAGUUGUGAGACCAGGAGAGGGCAGGUGUUGCUGUGGUCGGCCAGCAAGGUGUUUGAGGAGCUGACGGACAUUGAGAGGCAGUUUCACAAGGCCUUGUACACAGUGCGAGCCUUCCUCAACUGCGACCGCUACUCUGUGGGCCUGCUGGACAUGACCAAAACCAAAGAGUUCUUUGACCUGUGGCCUGUCUUGAUGGGAGAAGUUCCUCCGUAUGACGGACCCAAAACACCUGAUGGCCGGGAAAUAGUCUUCUACAAAAUUAUCGACUACAUCCUGCACGGCAAAGAAGACAUCAAAGUUAUUCCGAACCCUCCAGCUGAUCAUUGGGCUCUGGUCAGCGGCUUGCCGACUUAUGUUGCAGAAAAUGGACUGAUUUGCAACAUAAUGAAUGCAGCUGAGGACGAAUUCUUUGAUUUCCAAAAAGAACCGCUGGACAACUCGGGCUGGACAGUUCGGAACGUUUUGUCCAUGCCCAUCGUCAACAAGAAAGAGGAGAUUGUGGGCGUGGCAACGUUCUAUAACAGGAAGGACGGGAAACCCUUUGACGAAAUGGACGAAACGCUGAUGGAGUCUCUGACUCAGUUCCUUGGCUGGUCGGUGCUCAACCCGGACACGUACGACAAGAUGAACAAGCUGGAGAACCGCAAGGACAUCUUCCAGGACAUGGUGCUCUACCACGUCAAGUGUCGCAAGGACGAGAUACAGAACGUCUUGAACACCCGCGAGCGGUGGGGGAAAGAACCGGAUGAGUGUGAAGAGGAGGAGCUGGAAGAGAUCCUGUCGGAAGUCCUCCCCAAUGCCAGGAAAGUCGAGAUUCUGGAAUUUCACUUCUGUGACUUUGAGCACAGCGAGUUAGACCUGGUCAAGUGUGGCAUCAGAAUGUACUACGAGCUCAAAGUGGUGGACAAGUUUCACAUUCCCAGAGAGGUACUCGUGAGGUUCAUGUACUCACUUAGCAAAGGCUACAGGAAAAUCACCUAUCACAAUUGGAGACAUGGAUUCAACGUUGGACAGACCAUGUUCACGCUGCUCAUGACAGGCGACCUGAAGCGUUACUACACUGACCUGGAGUGCAUGGCCAUGGUGACCGCCGGCUUCUGUCACGACAUCGACCACCGAGGCACCAACAACCUCUACCAGAUGAAGUCGGGAAAUCCUCUGGCGAAGCUUCACGGCUCGUCCAUCUUGGAGAGACACCAUCUUGAGUUUGGCAAGACUCUGCUGAGAGAUGAGUCAUUGAACAUCUACCAGAAUCUGAACCGCCGCCAGCACGACAUCGUCAUCCACCUCAUGGACAUCGCCAUCAUUGCCACCGACCUGGCGCUCUACUUCAAGAAAAGGACCAUGUUCCAGAAGAUCGUGGACCAGUCUAAGACCUACGAGAACUGGAACGACUGGACCAAGUACAUGAUGCUGGAGACGACACGCAAGGAGAUUGUCAUGGCAAUGAUGAUGACGGCAUGCGACCUGUCAGCCAUUGCCAAGCCCUGGGAGAUUCAGAGCAAGGUGGCGCUGUCUGUAGCUGCUGAAUUUUGGGAGCAAGGAGACCUGGAGAGAACCGUCCUGGAGCAACAACCCAUUCCCAUGAUGGACAGAAACAAAGCAGAAGAGCUUCCAAAGCUCCAAUGCGGCUUCAUCGACUUUGUCUGCUCUUUCGUUUAUAAGGAGUUCAGCCGCUUCCACGUGGAGAUCACGCCCAUGCUCGAUCGUCUCCUCAACAACCGCAAGGAGUGGAACGCCCUCAAGGAGGAGCACGACGCCAAGAUGGCCGCCAUGGAGGCGGCCAAGAAGGCCAAGGAGGAGGCGGCUGGCGCGGCGGCGGCGGCCAGACAAGCGAGUGCGGCCCAGUCCAAGACUUGUACGCUCUGCUAGAAAAAUGCGUAUCAAAACAUUCCACAUCAAGUCAUUCACAAAAAAAUACUGACUACCAUCAUGACGAGCGAUAAAAUAGAGUAGCGCGGGUUUUAUUCCUUUAAAGUAUAUUUCAUAGAAUUAUACGCUCCUGUAACAUUGGACCCAGUUUGAACAUGAACAUGCGCUUAAUAUAGAAUGAAGAACUCUACUUAAAUCAUGAAUAAAAAGUAAUGUACGGAAACAAGAAGUUCUAAAAGAUUAAACGCUAAUUGGAUUUCAAAGUUAAAUGAAAACAAACAGUAUUAAACAAAUGUAUUAAGUAAAAAAAAAAAAGGGUAAGACAGUAUAGCAGGGGACAGUUUAGACACACCUGAUUCAAACGAUCCAGAUCGUUUGAAUCAGGUGUGUUGGAGGUGGGAGACAUCGAAAACAGGCUGGACAGCGGCUCUCCAGGACCCGACUCGGGCAACCCUUCUCGACACUUACGGAAACUGUACUUGAUGUCCUUGAUGCUUUGUGUGCUUGCAUAUUAAAAAAUGGCUUUAAUUGCUUCAAAAAAUAGUAAAUGAUGCUAUUUUCAUACUCA